Messenger RNA from Nothobranchius furzeri (turquoise killifish), 3334 nucleotides. Its product is annotated as extracellular calcium-sensing receptor-like. Gene Ontology annotation, biological process: G protein-coupled receptor signaling pathway. Gene Ontology annotation, cellular component: plasma membrane. Lineage: Eukaryota; Metazoa; Chordata; Actinopteri; Cyprinodontiformes; Nothobranchiidae. Gene Ontology annotation, molecular function: G protein-coupled receptor activity. The record is from RefSeq and is a predicted model, not a curated record.
CAGGGUGUGUUCCAACUACAAGGUGAUCACUCUGCUGAGUCUCCCUGGUAAGGUCUAUUCAGGGGUUCUGGAGAGGAGAGUCUGUUGAAUAGUAGAAUCUCAGCUUCAAAAGGAGCAAUAUGGUUCCCGGUGAGUGUUGGAGACAGCUUUUUGUCACCAAUUACAUUCAUAACUUUUAAGGACAGGGCAUUGAGGGGAUCCAUUUUGUUGGCCUAAGGAUGUAGUUUUGGUGGGGGGUGUCGGUCCAGCCGGCGUUUGCGCCAGCCCGAGUCAGAUAGUGGGAGUGUUUGGCUCAGUGCGCAUGUGAGCGGGAGAUAGGAGUGGGCAAAACCUCAGGAAAUUCAUCAGGGGUGCGCUGAUACACUUAUGGAGUGGCAGAGCGGGAGAGAGAGGUGAAUUAUUUGAGAUGGUGAAUGGGCCGCAUCCUGACCAAAAAGAGAAAUAAGUAUAGUGUGUUGUGGAGCAUUGUUUGGCAUAGUAGGGAUUGUGCGUGCACCCAUAGCUGAACUUGCUACAAGGAUUAAGCAAAAGGUGAUUUUUUUUUCUAAUGUCCCUUGCAGGGAAUUUAUAUCAUCUUUCUCAUAAAGUUAUGUAAAUGAGGAUGGCUGGUUGGAGGGGUCUUGUUUGUGAUGAGCAGCCCUCAUUGCACAAAAGAAGUUCAUCAAACAGUUGAACCACACAUGUAAUAACGCACACUUGGGGAAUGGAGAUCAGACCUGUCCUUGUUGGUCUUAGACUGCUCAUUUUAUUGGACCGGAUGUCGGUUAUCAUCGUUGGUGGUUCACCAAAGGAUCUGAAUCAAGGGACUAAGACUUCAGAGGCUCUGACUGGUGCUACGGCUGAGGCUUCAUCCAUGAAAUGUUCUUUUCAGGGUACUCCCCGUUUACCUGCAUUCUCAAUGGACGGUGACUUCACCAUUGGAGGCGUUUUCCUCAUUCACGACAAAGUACAAACAGUAAUUUAUAACUAUACCACCAAGCCGUACCCUCUGAUGUGCACAAGGAGCCUUGAUGCACGGAACCUGCACUUUUCCCGUACUAUGAUCUUUGCCAUCAAGGAGAUCAACAACAGCACAAAGCUGCUGCCAGGCAUAAAAUUAGGAUAUCAGAUUUAUGAUACUUGUGCAUCCGUGACUGUGGCCUCCGAUGUGGCCUUUCAACUGUUAAAUGGUCAGGACCCGGUGUUUUACAAGGGCAGCAACUGUUCUCAGUCUGGUGUGGUAAUGGCUGUUAUUGGAGACUCCACAUCCACAACAUCCAUCAGCCUGACGCGAGUCAUCGGGUCUUUCAAUGUCCCUCUGGUCAGCCACUUUGCCACGUGUGCCUGUCUGUCAGACAAGCAGCAGUACCCCACUUUCUUUAGAACCAUUCCCAGUGACCAGUUCCAGGCUGAUGCACUGGCCAAGCUGGUGAAACACUUUGGCUGGACUUGGAUAGGAGCUGUCCGCUCAGACUCAGAUUAUGGAAACUAUGGGAUGGCGUCUUUUCUUGCUGCAGCACAGAGAGAGGGAAUCUGCGUGGAGUACUCCGUAUCCUUCUUCCGAACUGAUCCACAAAGCAAGAUCCAGAGGGUAGCCGAUGUCAUCCGCAGUUCCACAGCAACGGUUGUUGUGGCUUUCACAGCCUCUGGUGACUUGAGAUUUUUGUUUGAGGAGCUGGCUCGGGAGCCCGCACCACCUCGCCAGUGGAUAGGAAGUGAGGGCUGGAUAACUGACCUGAACUUGGUGCGGUACAGUUUCUGUGCUGGAGCCAUCGGAAUUGCUAUUCAGAAAUCUGUCAUUCCAGGUCUGAGGGAAUUCUUACUUGAUCUUUCUCCAACUGAGCUGACUGCCUCCUCAGUGCUAACUGAAUUUUGGGAGGAUGUCUUCUACUGCAGCUUGAAACAAAACAGUUCUCUAAUCAAGAGAGUGUGUGAUGGAACUGAAGAUCUAAAAACCCUCAACAACCCGUACACUGAUACUUCUCAGCUUCGAUCUACUAACAUGGUGUACAAGGCUGUUUAUGCAGCAGCUCGUGCUAUUCACAAUGCAGUGUGUCAGGAAACUAGCUCUACAACUCUGUGUGACAAAGACAUCCGACUGGAGUCUAAACAGGUUUUGACUGAACUAAAAAAAGUGAACUUCACUCGUAACGGUUAUCCUGUGUCAUUUGAUGCUAAUGGAGAUCCUGUAGCUUUUUAUGAGCUGGUCAACUGGCAGAAGAGUGAGAGUGGAGUUAUUGAGCUGGUAACAGUAGGGUACUAUGAUGCAUCACUGCCUAAAGGCCAGGAGUUUCGCAUAAACAGAAACAUAACCUGGAUGGAUUACAAAACAAAGGUCCCAGUAUCAGUGUGCUCUGAGAGUUGUUCUCCAGGAACUCGUAAAGUCCUGCAGAAAGGAAAACCCAUCUGCUGUUAUGAUUGUAUACCAUGUCCUGAAGGAGAGAUUAGCAACACGACAAAUUCUCCAGACUGUUUCCCGUGUCCCAGUGAAUUGUGGCCUAAUGCACAAAGAGACGCUUGUUUCCCCAAACCUGUGGAGUUUCUUUCCUAUGAUGAAGUCCUGGCAAUCAUCCUGGCUGCAUUCUCUGUUAGUGGGGCCUGUCUGGCCAUCAUAACAGCAGCUAUUUUCUUUCAUCACAGAACAACUCCAAUUGUCAGAGCCAACAACUCUGAGCUGAGCUUCCUGCUGCUCUUCUCUCUGACUCUGUGUUUCUUAUGUUCAUUAACUUUCAUCGGAGCUCCCUCUGAUUGGUCCUGCAUGCUGCGACACACAGCGUUUGGUAUCACCUUUGUUCUCUGUAUCUCCUGUGUUCUUGGGAAAACUGUAGUGGUUUUAAUGGCCUUUAAAGCUACACUUCCAGGUAGUAAUGUCAUGAAAUGGUUUGGGCCUCCACAACAAAGAAUGACUGUAGUGCUAUUUACAUUCAUACAGGUUGUAAUCUGUACUGUGUGGCUGUUACUCAGCCCUCCAUUCCCAAUGAAGAAUCUGAGUACAUACAAGGAGAAGAUCAUCCUGGAAUGUGCAUUAGGUUCUGCUGUUGGGUUCUGGGCUGUGCUCGGGUACAUUGGCCUGCUGGCUGUUUUCUGCUUUGUGUUAGCUGUUCUAGCUCGGAAACUACCUGAUAAUUUUAAUGAAGCCAAGCUGAUAACCUUCAGCAUGCUGAUAUUCUGUGCAGUGUGGCUCACCUUCAUCCCAGCAUAUGUCAGCUCUCCUGGAAAAUUGACUGUAGCUGUGGAGAUAUUUGCUAUUCUGGCCUCCAGUUUUGGACUGAUUCUGUGUAUAUUUGCUCCAAAGUGUUUCAUCAUCUUAUUUCAGCCUGAGAAGAACUCUAGAAAAUCUUUAAUGAACAAAUAA